UGUCCCUUCCGGGUCUCCGUAGUGGCGGUUUAUUGCCUGCCCACGGACGGAUCACAACACAAAACAGCCUCAAGAACAAGUUGUCAGUUAUUAAUUUAUAUUUCACGGGGGUCAACUCUCAGAAGGAGUAGAAUCAGCAGCUCCAAGGUCUUCAUGGAUAUUUAAGGUGUUGCCAUGGAGGAGGUGACCCGCCUGGUGUCGACAGGAGACUGUGUGAAGAUCUGGGAUGCAGUUUCCAUGGCACCGCUGGAGCAGUUCAAUCCACAUAGCAACAGCCAUCCUGUCACACAGGCCUGCUGGAGCUCCAACAACCAGUACCUGGUCAGUGCCAGCAGCAGCGGAGACAAACUGGUGGUUUCCAGCCUCAAAUCAACUCCUGUUUCAGUGGUGGAACUGGGUGAGGGGAAAAAGCAGACCCGUGUGUGUCUGAGUUCAUCGUCUCAGUUUCUGGUCAGUGGAGGUCUGGAUCACAGUGUUCACAUCUGGGACCUGAAGACAAAGAGACUGCACCGCUCCUUGAAGGACCAUAAAGAAGAGGUGACCUGUGUGUCCUUUAAUGCCAAUGACAGCUACGUUGCCUCUGGUUCCACCAGUGGAGAUCUGGUCCUCCACAGUCUGACCACCAACCUGUCCAGCAAGGCCUUCGGACAUGGCAGCAACCAGCCCAUCCAUGACCUGAGACUGUCCCCACUGAAGCGCUCCCUGCUGGGCAGUGUCUCUGACAGCGGCACCGUGGUCCUUUGGGACUCCAACACCCAGAAGGAGCUUCAUGUAUUUGACAGCGCCCAUAAAGCACCAGGCUCCGGCCUGGCCUUCUCCCCUGCCAGUGAGCUGCUGGUGGUCAGCGUCGGUCUGGACAAGAAGAUCGUCUGCUACGACACGGCUAGCAAGAUUGUCCUGCGAUCAAUCCGGGUGGACAGUCCCCUGACCGCAGUAGACUUCACUUCGGACGGUACGGGUUUGGUAGUUGGAUCAACUCAGGGGAAGAUCUACCAGUAUGACCUGAGGAACUCCAGUGCCCCCACCAGGAUCACUGUGGCACAUAAAACCUCCGUCACCUGUCUGCGUUUCCAAAGCAACAGCAGCAAACACAAGUCCAGUAAACUGGGCUCCACCAAGAUUGCAAGUACCAAAAGAUCCUCAACCAAGAUGUCAAACAGCCAACCAGACCCUGCCCCCAGCACAGGCCCCAUCCCCCACCGACAGGUGACAGGUACAGGUGGCACUGGUGCAGAGGUGAUGUCCCGGGAGGCUGAAGGCCAGUUGGCGACGGAGCAGCUUCCUGUUGUGGAGAAGUUCAGCAGCAUUGGACGAAACAGUCUGGACGUCUUCUCUCCUGCUCGGGAAGACGCUUGGACCCCAGGCGUAACUGGAGACACACCUUUUGGAAGAACACACGGUAUAAAAAUUAACAGUUUGGAGAUGCUGUCCAGAGAAGGGGAAGGUCAGCCGCAGGUCAUCGGCCGAGCCAGUCUCGACAUUUUCUCCCCAGUCAGAGAAGACUCUCAUUCAGGUGCCAACUCACACCGUAAGACCCCGCUGGGAACUCCCCUGGUAGCAGCUGGAGGUCGAUGCUACAGCCCGCUGUCCGUCUUCCAGACCCCUCCUCCAAUCAAAGAGGAGGAGGCAAUGCCGUCUGCAGCGGCCGAACCAUGUGACUCCAGAAAGUCCGACAAGGCCAGCAGCUCUAGCCUGGAGGGGGAGGGUCAGACCCCGCCCACAGUAUCCCAGCAGACCAAUCACAGCCAGCCGGCCCUGCCCUUCUUCACCCCAGAGCCCAGCCUCAGGAGAGCCAAUGGUAUCCAAGCUCAGCUGAGCUACGACUCACCUGUACAGGGAGCUGCACCCACCACCACAGCAGGGGCAGCUCUAUCCACGGCCGUCUCCUCUUCGCUCUCCCACAACAUCGCAGAGGUUGUGGGACAGGCAGGAGCCGCUCCUCUUACCUCCCUUCAGAUCCACUUCAUCCAGAAUAUGAUCCAUGAAACUCUGGAGGACUUCAGGGACACCUGUCACAGAGACAUCGUCAACCUGCAGGUGGAGAUGGUCCGACAAUUUUACAUCCAGCUGAAUGAGAUCCACGGUCUGAUUGAGAAAUACUCUGUGAACGAGUCUCUGGUGGAGGAGGUGGAGAGGCUGAGAGAGGAGAACCGCAGGCUAAAGACCAACUACUGACCCUCUGAGCCAGAAUGUGCCUCCUUCCAGACUGUGUUCCUCUGGUUCGAAUUUGCAUCUGCCAAAUGCAACAUAAAAACAAAAGUCUAAACCUGAGGCGGAAAAAGUCUACUUUCCAAAUAAAGUGGAGAACACUGCUUUCCUGCUGAGGGAAGGGGACUAACUAUCACUGCCUCUUUUCAGUCAGAACAAAGUGGCUGAACAGCAGCAGCCUCCUGGUGCUGAGGACUAAUACAGCAUCACAGGUGUGUGUGUGAGUGAACUGAGUGUUUUGUAGUUGAAGAAUGAACAGUGUGAUAAAAUGUCAAACUGAGACAGUCGAAAACAAAACACAUUGAAACUCCAGUCAGAGGAUGUUUAUGACGCCUAAGUUUAUACUUUCAGACGGUCAUUUUCUCAAAUUAUCUGCAGCUGUGUGCUUCAUGUGUGCCUAUAUCAUGUUUUUAAUUAAUAAGAAACAUUUUGUCUAAAGAAUAAAAACGAUUCAUAUUGAAAAACAAA
This is a messenger RNA of Centropristis striata (black sea bass), 2676 nucleotides long. RefSeq names its product NEDD1 gamma-tubulin ring complex targeting factor (gene nedd1). The transcript is spliced from 17 exons. Bases 175 to 2175 code for a protein of 666 amino acids. Gene Ontology annotation, molecular function: gamma-tubulin binding. Gene Ontology annotation, cellular component: centriole; pericentriolar material; ciliary basal body. Gene Ontology annotation, biological process: mitotic cell cycle; microtubule nucleation. Lineage: Eukaryota; Metazoa; Chordata; Actinopteri; Perciformes; Serranidae. The record is from RefSeq and is a predicted model, not a curated record.